Molecule: messenger RNA, 393 nt
Organism: Sphenostylis stenocarpa
Lineage: Eukaryota; Viridiplantae; Streptophyta; Magnoliopsida; Fabales; Fabaceae
Source: the annotation of a GenBank genome assembly
AUGGCAGAGGAAGGGAAACCCGACGCUCAGCUCUUUCAGCUUCUCUCCAAUCUCCUCCACCAGGUGGAAGAACUAACGAAUCAAGAAGAAGUUGAGCUCCGUUCUAAAAUUGAAACUCUUGGGUUAGAGGUUACAAAAGUUCCUCCAAAGUCAACCCAGAAACUUAACGAGUUGGAAAUUGCCACGGAGUUGGACAAAUUAUCAGCAAGAUUAGAUGAUCUGGAUGAGAUGAUAUCAGCAUCCAUGGCUUCAGAUCCACAGGUGCAAUCACUCUUGAGUGGUACAGCUGAUGUGUGGAUGCCAGUUAUCACUGCGACCUCUGAGGAAAGACGCAAUUUCACGGGGGCUACAGGAGACAACACCCCACAAACGGAUGCCGAAAAGUCUAAAUAG